Messenger RNA from Megalops cyprinoides (Indo-Pacific tarpon), 732 nucleotides. It is a transcript of the gene helt, whose product is annotated as helt bHLH transcription factor. NCBI's taxonomy places the organism in Eukaryota, Metazoa, Chordata, Actinopteri, Elopiformes, Megalopidae. Gene Ontology annotation, biological process: regulation of neurogenesis; regulation of transcription by RNA polymerase II; anterior/posterior pattern specification. The coding region runs from base 22 to 732 and encodes 236 amino acids. Gene Ontology annotation, cellular component: nucleus. The transcript has 4 exons. Gene Ontology annotation, molecular function: RNA polymerase II cis-regulatory region sequence-specific DNA binding; protein dimerization activity; DNA-binding transcription factor activity, RNA polymerase II-specific. The record is from RefSeq and is a predicted model, not a curated record.
UUUAUUGAACUUUUUCUCCAAAUGAUGGCAUCCAAGCUGAAGGAACGCAAGAGAACUCCAGUUUCUCACAAAGUGAUAGAAAAACGAAGGAGAGAUCGCAUCAACCGCUGUCUCAACGAACUGGGCAAAACGGUACCAAUGGCGCUCGCAAAACAGAACUCUGGAAAGCUGGAGAAGGCAGAAAUUCUGGAGAUGACGGUUCAGUAUCUGCGUGCGCUUCACUCGGCAGAUUUUCCACGAGGCAGAGAAAAAGGAGAGCUUCUAGCAGAGUUUGCCAAUUAUUUUCACUAUGGCUACCACGAAUGCAUGAAGAACCUGGUGCACUAUCUUACCACGGUGGAGAGGAUGGAAACCAAAGACACCAAAUACGCGAGAAUCCUCGCGUUUCUACAGUCCAAGUCCCGUGUCGUCACAGAGCCCGUGUUCGGCUCACUGAGUGCCUUGCCAGACCCAACUGACUACUUGUGCCAACUGCACUCUGCCUCGGACUACCAAAGUCACAGCCCCACCGACUCGGUCUUCCAGCAGAGUCCGCCGGCACACUACUCUUGGCACAGCUCCGCGCGCAGCCCGACCAUCGCCUACCCCCCGGUGCCGCUCUCUGCGCAGACGCAGCAACACGGCGGUUACUUGUCCCCGGUUCAAGGACUCGACCAUCAUUAUAUCAAUUUCAUCAACCACUCGCACGCGAACGCGUUCAGUUUGCACAGCGCACAGCACGCUGCCUUGUGA